AGAGAGAGAGAGGGAGAGAGAGAGAGAGAGAGAGAGAGAGAGCGCCUCUCAGCUUUUCCUCCCGUCCAGCCGUGCAGGAGCUCAGCGCGCGAGCGGCGGAUAAACAAGCGCGGUCAGCACGAGCGAGACACGGCGCCGUACAGAGGUAAAGAAGGCUCGUGCCCGUGAGGAGGAGACGGCGCUGAAGCCCUCCAUGGCCUCCAAGCUGAACCCCAACGUGCUGUACGUGCGCGAACCCCAAGGCGGCGGCGGCGGCGGUGGGGACGCGGGAGAUGAGUCCUCAGACAGCGACGGCGAGCAGGAGGAGACCUGCCACAAACUCAUCAGGAAGGUGUCCACUUCCGGUCAGAUCCGCGCCAAGAAGAGUGUAAAGGAGGGUCUCCUGUUGAAGCAGACCAGCUCCUUUCAGAGAUGGAAGAGAAGAUAUUUCAAGUUAAGGGGCAGAACUCUCUACUAUGCCAAAGAUUCAAAGUCUCUUAUAUUCGACGAGGUGGACCUUUCAGAUGCCAGUGUUGCAGAGACCAGCACCAAGAACAUCAACAACAGCUUUACAGUGAUCACUCCAUUCCGUAAGCUGAUGCUAUGUGCAGAGAGCAGAAAAGAGAUGGAGGACUGGAUCAGCGCUUUGAAGUCUGUACAGAAAUGGGAGACGUAUGAGGCGAGUCAGUUUAACAUGGAGCAUUUCUCCGGGAUGCAUAAUUGGUACGCCUGUUCCCACGCUCGCCCCGCCUUCUGUAACGUCUGCAGGGAGGCACUGCCCGGGGUCACUUCACACGGCCUGUCAUGUGAAGUGUGUAAAUUUAAAGCUCAUAAACGCUGUGCCGUCCGAUCCACGAACAACUGUAAGUGGACCACUUUGGCAUCCAUAGGAAAUGACAUCAUCGAGGAUGAAGAUGGGGUGUCCAUGCCUCAUCAGUGGCUGGAGGGGAACCUCCCGGUCAGUGCGAAGUGUGUGGUGUGUGAUCGGACCUGUGGCAGCGUGCGCAGACUGCAGGACUGGCGCUGUCUCUGGUGCAAAGCCAUUGUGCACAGUAGCUGCAGGGAGCAGUUGGGGAAAACUUGUCCACUGGGUCAGUGUAAAGUGUCCAUCAUCCCUCCCACUGCUCUCAACAGCAUUGACUCUGAUGGUUUCUGGAAGGCUACUAGUCCGUCCUGUUCCAGUCCUCUGCUGGUGUUGGUGAACAGUAAGAGUGGAGAUAAUCAGGGAGUGAAAUUUCUCCGCAAGUUCAAACAGCUACUCAACCCAGCGCAGGUCUUUGACCUCAUGAACGGAGGACCGCAGCUGGGACUGCGACUGUUCCAGAAGUUUGAGACGUUCCGUAUCCUGGUGUGUGGGGGUGAUGGCAGUGUGGGCUGGGUGCUGUCAGAACUGGAUAAACUAGGACUGCACAAACAGUGUCAGUUGGGCGUGUUGCCCCUCGGUACGGGUAAUGACCUUGCGCGGGUGCUGGGCUGGGGUGGGCUGUGUGAUGAUGAUGCUCAGCUGCUGCAGAUCCUGGAGAAACUGGAGAGAGCUACCACCAAGAUGCUGGACAGAUGGAGUAUAAUGACAUAUGAAGUUCCCACAAAGAACACUCCUGCUAUUGUUAAGGAGGAUGAUCCGCUAGAUUCUCCACUCCAGAUUACUCACUAUGCUGAUUCUGUUGCCACCCAUCUGACAAAAAUCCUGGACUCAGACAAGCACAGUGAUGUCAUAUCCUCUGCUAGGUUUCUGUGUGGGACAGUGAAUGAUUUUGUGGCUGAGGUUGGUAAAGCCUAUGAGCGAGCCACAGAGAAUAAGGAGGAGGCAGACACGAUGGCUAAAAAGUGUGCAAUGCUGAAUGAAAAGCUGGACUCUUUGGUGCGGGCACUAAGUGAGGAGGCCGAUGCUCAACUAGUGCCUGCCGGUUCCCAGUCGCCUGAGCAGGAGGGUGAGGGGAGCGGCUCGGACACUCCAGGGGUCCCCAGACCCUUCAGAUCCAGAGAGCAGCUGAUGCUGAGAGCAAACAGCCUGAAGAAAGCCCUCCGGCAGAUCAUAGAGCAAGCAGAGAAAGUGGUGGAUGAGCAGAACAGACACACACAGGUGCAGAGGAUGUCUUCCUUGUCAUCAAUCAAAAGAGGCAGCAGCGAGGACCUCAAGGAGGCAGAGCCACGUCAAAGUGCAAUCAGUCCCACCUCCACUGCCCCCAUAGUGCUGGAGAAACCAGACAGCUGCAACAGCGCAAUGCCUUUCACUGAGGAGUCUGUGCAGUGCACAGAGAAGUGUGUGAUGAAUAACUACUUUGGGAUUGGCCUGGAUGCCAAGAUCUCUCUGGAGUUCAACAACAAGAGGGAUGAACACCCUAAGAAGUGCAGCAGCCGCACGAAGAACAUGAUGUGGUACGGUGUACUGGGGACUAAAGAGCUGGUCCAGAAAACCUACAAGAACCUGGAGCAGAGAGUGCAACUAGAGUGUGAUGGAGUACCCAUGUCAUUGCCUAGUCUUCAGGGUCUGGCUGUGCUGAACAUCCCCAGCUAUGCAGGAGGCAUCAACUUCUGGGGAGGAACCAAAGAGGAUAAUAAUUUUGGAGCUCCGUCGUUUGAUGAUAAGAAGCUGGAGGUGGUGGCGGUGUUUGGAAGCAUGCAGAUGGCCAUGUCUCGCGUCAUUAACCUACAACAUCACCGCAUCGCACAGUGUCGGCAGGUUAAGAUUACCAUUAAAGGUGAUGAGGGAGUUCCUGUGCAGGUGGAUGGAGAAGCCUGGAUCCAACCACCCGGCAUCGUCCAGAUCAUCCAUAAAAACCGCGCCCAAAUGCUGACCAGAGACCGGGCGUUUGAGAGCACGCUGAAGUCGUGGGAGGAUAAGAGGAAGUAUGACAGCUGCCGCUCCACCCGGCCACGCCUCAACUCCCAGCAGUCCAUGGAGUAUCUGACUGAGGAGGAAUGUGCUCAGGUCCAACAGCUCGGCCUGGUGGCCGAUUCACUCAUCAACAGGAUACGGGACGUCGCAAAGACACAUAAGGUGGUGGAGCAGGAGUUGGCUCAUGCAGUGAAUGCGAGUGCUGCCGUCCUGUCUGAGGCGUUCCCCUCCAAACCCUCCAGCCCUGAGUGUCUGAGUCGCAGCACGGCUGUAGAGAUUGUAAACAGCAGUAAAGUGCUGCAGCUGGAGACUCGGAUGCUUUUAGAAGGAAAGCUGCUGCAGUUGGAGGCUCCUCAGGAGGAAGAGCUGCUCUCCACACUCAACUCUCUCAGUGCUGAAUUAAUCAAACUGGAGGACAUCCACUGGAUCUGUCCCAGCAUGCACUGCUCUGAGGAGGACUCAUCCCGGACCAGUACUAAGAGCAGUAUGAAGCUGAAGAUCAUGCCCAAAGUGAAGAAGGAGAGGGAGAAGCUGCAUAAGCAGCGCUCCAACAGCUCUCUCUCAGUGGAGAGAUGGGGUGUGGAGGAAGUGGGCACGUGGCUGGAUUCGUUGGGGUUAGGGGAGUACAGGGAGAGGUUUGUGGCCCGAGACAUCCAGGGCUGGCAGCUGACUCAGCUCCAGAGACACGACCUGAAGGAUCUUGGGAUAUCAAAGGUGGGGCAUGUGAAACGGAUCCUGCAGGCAAUUGAAGAGCUGGAGGGUCUGCUGUAGUGUCCCAGUGCUGUCGGACACUCUUCGCCACGGGAAGCUGCCUUUCACUGAGGAACAGGCGUUUAGUCGACUCUAAACGUGUGAGUGAGCAGCUUUGAGAGGCAUAGCUUCACAUCACGUUGCAUCGACGUUCUGGUCCUGUUCUCUCUUCGUUCUCUGCCUGUUGGUGGUUUCGGUGAUGCUGAUCAACAGAUGUUGGGCAUAGACUACAACUCCCAGAAUCCUUUUCUUUUCUCUCGCUUUCCUUAUUGGUUCCUAUUACGAGUGUGGUUUCUUGUUGUCCAUCUUCCAUGCAUGAGAUGAUUGUUUUCUUUAUCUUAGUCAUAUUCUUAUGUUUUCCUCCUUUCUUUUUAUCUAUAUUGACACGUUCAAAGCCAUGAGACACAAACUGGAAAUCCAUUCUUUUAAAAAGGGGAAAAAAAGUACUGUCUUCUCCUUUUGCCGGCAUCUGAACAAUGUAAAACGAACAAGAACCACAGAGGACAUUCUAAAUGAAGUGCAAAAAAAACCAAAACAAAACAAAACAACAAAAAAAAGCAUCUUGAAUGUAUUGUGGACUUGUAUUAUCUGUCUAAAUCAGCAGAACUGCAUAGUAGCUACUUCUGUCUAUAUCUAUUCAAAGACAGUUGAUGUUCUCUGCAUGCCUUUCAAGCCCACAAUCCUUGAGCAGAAAAACAAAAGCCGCAAGACGUUUUUUUACUUUUUACUUUUCUCUUCAGUCGUCGCCGAAGUUGUGCUGUUGUACCACUCGUGUGCCAGGUGAGCUGUUGUUCUAGAAGCUUUCAGUGACGUAAACUUGUGCCAAGUUUUUUUUUAUUAUUAUUAUUCAGAGGAAUCUCGUGGGGGAAAGAAUAAUCAUGCAGUGUCGUACAUUUCAAAAUGUAUUUUAUCUUAUUGCCUUGCACUUUAAAGAGGAAAACAGUUUUUCGGAAGCAAACUUGAAUGUUGUGUGUUAAAAAUUUUCCUCUGUUUUUAAGCAUAUUAUGAAAAGUGUAUCCCUAUUUAUGGCAAAUCUAACACAAGACUAAUAUAUUGUCAGAUUUAAUGAACGUUAGACCCAUGUCUCUAUUUACAGGGCUGGAUCUCAUAAUCUCCCAGAAGGUUUCAAUAUAUCCAUAUUAUAUAAUGUUAUAUAAACUAUGUGGAAUUCGGUCACUUUCUUAGAGUAAAUGGAGACAAACUUUGAUUUUGAAGUUGAUUAAUGUACGGCUCGUGAUCAGCCUUUACAAAAUGACUGGAAAAUUCUCUUUAGGGUGAAAUAUAUGCGGUACAAUGUAAGUUUUCUCCCAGAACUGAGGAAAAAAGGGAAGCAUAAAUAACAUACUCUUUCAGUGAUAUUUGUGAGCCAAAGUGUAACAGUAUUUCUUGAAUGGAAGGGGAAAAAAGAAAAAAAAACAUAAAAAUGGUCUUGAUGCAAACUUUUGAUGGACAAUUAAGUGCAAAUGCUGGACUGUAAUAUUUAUGUGUUUGUAUGAAGAUUCUCGCUGUGUGUGAUCAAAGUCCACUGUUUGGAGAAAAAUGUUCCCGUUGUCUCCUAAAAGUGUCAAACUAUUACAAUAGUGUUAGCAAAGCAAGGUUCAUGGAAAUGGCUGUGGUUCUGUGACCCACAAGAAAAACUGAUUUCUCUUUUUUUCUUCUAAAAGGGGCACCGAAAGAGACCUCUCGCACCUUUUUUUGGUUAUCCAUAAUUACAGCUAAUAGCAAGACUACUGCUUACUGUUUAUUGUUUACUCUUGAAGUUUAUUAUUUAUCUUUUUGAAUUAUUUAAAAUUAUGUUUCCGUGCCAUAUGGGUAGCUUCCAUGGCUCUAGGUCCGUCCCUUGGCUGCGAACACCUCUACUCCAGGAUUGUUGCUGUUAAUUUGAAGCAAAAAUAAAGUGUGGCCAUUGC
Colossoma macropomum (tambaqui) is the source of this 5478-nucleotide messenger RNA. RefSeq names its product diacylglycerol kinase eta. Lineage: Eukaryota; Metazoa; Chordata; Actinopteri; Characiformes; Serrasalmidae. Gene Ontology annotation, molecular function: ATP-dependent diacylglycerol kinase activity; protein binding. The transcript is spliced from 30 exons. The record is from RefSeq and is a predicted model, not a curated record. Bases 194 to 3589 code for a protein of 1131 amino acids. Gene Ontology annotation, biological process: diacylglycerol metabolic process; intracellular signal transduction; lipid phosphorylation.